Molecule: messenger RNA, 297 nt
Organism: Prunus armeniaca (apricot)
Lineage: Eukaryota; Viridiplantae; Streptophyta; Magnoliopsida; Rosales; Rosaceae
Source: the annotation of a GenBank genome assembly
AUGGCUUUGCGGAGAGGUUACCGAAAUUUUCUUUCGGCUUCUGAUUCUCAUGAGGCAGUGUCGCUUGUUAUUGGAUCUGGCGAAUGUUGGAGCAAUCUAGGCAAUCUAGUUGAAGAUGUGAGGAAUCUAUUGGUGCAUUUGCAAGUGCGUGAAGUGUUUUAUCAACCUCACAAAGGGAAUGAAGCGGUACACCUUUUGGUUCACUUCGGCUUACGUGAACAGCGGCGAUUGUUUUGGGUUGGUUUACGCUGGUGGCGAAUAAAGAAGUUGCUUAGUGUUUUUGAGAGAGGUGUGUGA